Molecule: messenger RNA, 4763 nt
Organism: Homo sapiens (human)
Lineage: Eukaryota; Metazoa; Chordata; Mammalia; Primates; Hominidae
Gene: PCDHGC4
Product: protocadherin gamma subfamily C, 4
Exons: 4
Coding region: 145-2961 (938 amino acids)
Biological process (GO): cell adhesion; homophilic cell-cell adhesion; nervous system development
Cellular component (GO): plasma membrane; membrane
Molecular function (GO): calcium ion binding
Source: RefSeq, marked reviewed
GCGUAACCCUUGCGGCGCCGGCCGAACCGCGCCAGAGCUGGCGCGGGGAAAGGGAGAUAGGUGUCUCCAGCUGCUGUGGCUGUUUGGGGCGGGUCGGCUUCAUCCGCGUCUCAGGAGCAAGUAGAGAAUUAGCGGGCGGCAGCAAUGCUCCGCAAGGUGAGAAGCUGGACAGAAAUCUGGCGGUGGGCUACCCUUUUGUUCCUCUUUUACCACCUGGGUUACGUUUGUGGGCAGAUCCGCUACCCGGUCCCAGAGGAGUCACAGGAAGGGACUUUUGUAGGGAAUGUCGCUCAAGAUUUCCUGCUGGAUACGGACAGUCUGUCAGCUCGCAGGCUGCAGGUCGCUGGAGAGGUGAACCAAAGACACUUCCGUGUGGAUUUGGACAGCGGAGCCCUGCUCAUCAAGAACCCAAUCGACCGAGAGGCACUGUGUGGGCUCAGUGCCAGCUGCAUCGUGCCCCUGGAGUUUGUCACCGAAGGUCCUUUGGAAAUGUACCGAGCAGAGGUAGAGAUCGUAGAUGUGAAUGAUCACGCCCCCCGUUUUCCGCGGCAGCAGCUGGACUUGGAAAUUGGGGAGGCAGCUCCUCCAGGACAGCGUUUCCCGUUGGAAAAGGCUCAGGAUGCAGAUGUGGGGAGCAAUUCGAUUAGCAGCUAUAGGCUGAGCUCCAAUGAACACUUUGCACUGGAUGUGAAGAAGCGCAGCGACGGCAGCCUGGUCCCAGAGCUGCUCCUGGAGAAGCCUUUGGAUCGAGAGAAGCAAUCGGACUACCGCCUGGUGCUGACUGCUGUCGAUGGAGGGAACCCGCCGAGAUCUGGCACCGCAGAGCUCCGGGUAUCCGUGCUGGACGUAAACGACAACGCCCCAGCCUUCCAGCAAUCCAGCUACAGGAUUAGUGUGUUGGAGAGCGCACCAGCGGGCAUGGUGCUCAUCCAGCUCAAUGCCUCAGACCCGGACCUGGGUCCCAGUGGUAACGUCACCUUUUAUUUCAGUGGUCAUACCCCUGAUCGUGUAAGAAACCUCUUUAGCCUGCACCCCACUACUGGAAAGCUUACUCUUUUGGGGCCCCUAGACUUUGAGAGUGAGAAUUACUAUGAAUUUGAUGUGCGGGCUCGCGAUGGGGGUUCUCCAGCCAUGGAGCAACAUUGCAGCCUUCGAGUGGAUCUGCUGGACGUAAAUGACAAUGCCCCUUACAUCACAGUGACCUCAGAGCUUGGAACCCUCCCCGAGAGUGCAGAACCUGGCACUGUGGUGGCACUUAUCAGUGUGCAGGAUCCAGACUCAGGGUCAAACGGAGAUGUGAGCCUCCGCAUUCCUGACCACUUGCCAUUUGCCCUCAAGUCUGCCUUCAGGAACCAGUUCUCCCUGGUGACUGCUGGACCCUUGGAUCGAGAGGCCAAAUCUAGCUAUGACAUCAUGGUCACUGCUUCUGAUGCUGGGAACCCUCCUCUCAGUACCCACAGAACUAUUUUCCUCAAUAUUUCAGAUGUGAAUGAUAAUCCACCCUCUUUCUUUCAGAGGUCACAUGAGGUGUUUGUUCCUGAGAACAAUCGCCCAGGGGACCUGCUUUGCUCCCUUGCAGCCUCUGACCCAGACUCUGGCUUGAAUGCGCUUAUCUCCUACUCACUCCUGGAGCCCAGGAAUCGAGAUGUAUCAGCUUCCUCUUUCAUCUCUCUGAACCCCCAGACAGGAGCUGUUCAUGCUACUCGAUCCUUUGACUAUGAGCAAACCCAGACACUGCAGUUUGAGGUGCAGGCCCGGGAUCGGGGCAACCCACCCCUUAGCAGCACUGUAACAGUUCGUCUAUUUGUGCUGGACCUCAAUGACAAUGCUCCAGCUGUGCUCCGUCCUCGGGCCCGGCCUGGUUCCUUAUGUCCCCAAGCACUGCCUCCAUCAGUUGGUGCUGGCCACCUAAUCACAAAGGUGACUGCUGUGGACUUGGAUUCAGGUUACAAUGCUUGGGUUUCCUAUCAGCUCCUGGAGGCCCCAGAUCCCAGCCUGUUUGCAGUCUCUCGAUAUGCUGGGGAGGUGCGGACGGCUGUUCCUAUCCCAGCUGACCUCCCACCACAGAAGCUGGUCAUUGUGGUAAAGGAUAGUGGUAGUCCACCACUCUCUACCUCUGUUACUCUCUUAGUGUCCUUAGAGGAAGACACUCAUCCAGUUGUCCCAGAUCUUCGAGAAUCUUCAGCUCCAAGGGAAGGAGAAUCUCGUCUAACCCUCUACUUGGCUGUGUCCCUAGUGGCAAUUUGCUUUGUCUCCUUUGGCUCAUUCGUGGCACUACUCUCUAAGUGUCUUCGUGGGGCAGCCUGUGGAGUCACAUGCUUUCCUGCUGGCACCUGUGCCUGUCUCACCAGAUCUCGAAGGAGGGAGGGGCUUCCCCCUUCCAAUGGGAUCCUCCGAAUCCAGCUAGGGUCAGAUGACCCUAUCAAGUUUGUUGAUGUGGGAGGCCACUCUCAUGGCUGUACACCCUUGGCUUCUGCACCCACUCGGAGUGAUAGCUUCAUGAUGGUGAAGUCACCCAGUGCACCUAUGGCAGGGGAGCCUGUUCGCCCAAGCUGCCCACCCUCUGAUCUUCUCUAUGGGCUAGAGCAAGCCCCGCCCAACACGGACUGGCGUUUCUCUCAGGCCCAGAGACCCGGCACCAGCGGCUCCCAAAAUGGCGAUGACACCGGCACCUGGCCCAACAACCAGUUUGACACAGAGAUGCUGCAAGCCAUGAUCUUGGCGUCCGCCAGUGAAGCUGCUGAUGGGAGCUCCACCCUGGGAGGGGGUGCCGGCACCAUGGGAUUGAGCGCCCGCUACGGACCCCAGUUCACCCUGCAGCACGUGCCCGACUACCGCCAGAAUGUCUACAUCCCAGGCAGCAAUGCCACACUGACCAACGCAGCUGGCAAGCGGGAUGGCAAGGCCCCAGCAGGUGGCAAUGGCAACAAGAAGAAGUCGGGCAAGAAGGAGAAGAAGUAACAUGGAGGCCAGGCCAAGAGCCACAGGGCGGCCUCUCCCCAACCAGCCCAGCUUCUCCUUACCUGCACCCAGGCCUCAGAGUUUCAGGGCUAACCCCCAGAAUACUGGUAGGGGCCAAGGCCAUGCUCCCCUUGGGAAACAGAAACAAGUGCCCAGUCAGCACCUACCCCUUCCCCCCCAGGGGGUUGAAUAUGCAAAAGCAGUUCCGCUGGGAACCCCCAUCCAAUCAACUGCUGUACCCAUGGGGGUAGUGGGGUUACUGUAGACACCAAGAACCAUUUGCCACACCCCGUUUAGUUACAGCUGAACUCCUCCAUCUUCCAAAUCAAUCAGGCCCAUCCAUCCCAUGCCUCCCUCCUCCCCACCCCACUCCAACAGUUCCUCUUUCCCGAGUAAGGUGGUUGGGGUGUUGAAGUACCAAGUAACCUACAAGCCUCCUAGUUCUGAAAAGUUGGAAGGGCAUCAUGACCUCUUGGCCUCUCCUUUGAUUCUCAAUCUUCCCCCAAAGCAUGGUUUGGUGCCAGCCCCUUCACCUCCUUCCAGAGCCCAAGAUCAAUGCUCAAGUUUUGGAGGACAUGAUCACCAUCCCCAUGGUACUGAUGCUUGCUGGAUUUAGGGAGGGCAUUUUGCUACCAAGCCUCUUCCCAACGCCCUGGGGACCAGUCUUCUGUUUUGUUUUUCAUUGUUUGACGUUUCCACUGCAUGCCUUGACUUCCCCCACCUCCUCCUCAAACAAGAGACUCCACUGCAUGUUCCAAGACAGUAUGGGGUGGUAAGAUAAGGAAGGGAAGUGUGUGGAUGUGGAUGGUGGGGGCAUGGACAAAGCUUGACACAUCAAGUUAUCAAGGCCUUGGAGGAGGCUCUGUAUGUCCUCAGGGGACUGACAACAUCCUCCAGAUUCCAGCCAUAAACCAAUAACUAGGCUGGACCCUUCCCACUACAUAAUAGGGCUCAGCCCAGGCAGCCAGCUUUGGGCUGAGCUAACAGGACCAAUGGAUUAAACUGGCAUUUCAGUCCAAGGAAGCUCGAAGCAGGUUUAGGACCAGGUCCCCUUGAGAGGUCAGAGGGGCCUCUGUGGGUGCUGGGUACUCCAGAGGUGCCACUGGUGGAAGGGUCAGCGGAGCCCCAGCAGGAAGGGUGGGCCAGCCAGGCCAUUCUUAGUCCCUGGGUUGGGGAGGCAGGGAGCUAGGGCAGGGACCAAAUGAACAGAAAGUCUCAGCCCAGGAUGGGGCUUCUUCAACAGGGCCCCUGCCCUCCUGAAGCCUCAGUCCUUCACCUUGCCAGGUGCCGUUUCUCUUCCGUGAAGGCCACUGCCCAGGUCCCCAGUGCGCCCCCUAGUGGCCAUAGCCUGGUUAAAGUUCCCCAGUGCCUCCUUGUGCAUAGACCUUCUUCUCCCACCCCCUUCUGCCCCUGGGUCCCCGGCCAUCCAGCGGGGCUGCCAGAGAACCCCAGACCUGCCCUUACAGUAGUGUAGCGCCCCCUCCCUCUUUCGGCUGGUGUAGAAUAGCCAGUAGUGUAGUGCGGUGUGCUUUUACGUGAUGGCGGGUGGGCAGCGGGCGGCGGGCUCCGCGCAGCCGUCUGUCCUUGAUCUGCCCGCGGCGGCCCGUGUUGUGUUUUGUGCUGUGUCCACGCGCUAAGGCGACCCCCUCCCCCGUACUGACUUCUCCUAUAAGCGCUUCUCUUCGCAUAGUCACGUAGCUCCCACCCCACCCUCUUCCUGUGUCUCACGCAAGUUUUAUACUCUAAUAUUUAUAUGGCUUUUUUUCUUCGACAAAAAAAUAAUAAAACGUUUCUUCUGAAAA